Magnusiomyces paraingens is the source of this 957-nucleotide messenger RNA. RefSeq lists its product as uncharacterized. The coding region runs from base 1 to 957 and encodes 318 amino acids. Gene Ontology annotation, cellular component: Rab-protein geranylgeranyltransferase complex. NCBI's taxonomy places the organism in Eukaryota, Fungi, Ascomycota, Dipodascomycetes, Dipodascales, Dipodascaceae. The record is from RefSeq and is a predicted model, not a curated record. The transcript is spliced from 4 exons. Gene Ontology annotation, biological process: protein geranylgeranylation. Gene Ontology annotation, molecular function: Rab geranylgeranyltransferase activity.
AUGGCGGCCCCAACAAGUUUUGUGCGAGAAAAGCACAUAGAUUUUAUUCAAAAACUUGAUACUAAGAGAGAGGAUGUUGAGUACUGGUACAGCGGUCAUUUGCGGAUGAGCGGCCUUUAUUGGGGUCUUAACGCAUUGGACAUUAUGGGCGAAAAAGAUAAGUUACCUCGAGAAGAGGUGAUUGAUUUUGUCCUUUCAUGUCAGCAUUCUUCUGGAGGUUUUGGAGCCAAUGUCGAGUAUGACCCCCAUAUAUUAUAUACCCUGAGCGCUGUUCAGAUUUUGUUCAUGGAAGAUGCCCUCAACCGGAUCGACAUAGAUAAAGUUGCAGAUUAUGUUGCGUCGAUGCAACUGCCGGACGGUUCAUUUCAGGGAGAUCAAUGGGGCGAGGUAGACACUCGGUUUGUAUACUCGGCUAUUCAAGCUCUCAGAAUUUUAGGCAGAUUGGAGAAAAUUAAUGUUGAUAAGACAGUCGAAUGGAUACAAAAAUGCUAUAACUUUGACGGCGGGUACGGAUUAGUUCCUGGUGCCGAAAGUCAUGCUGCACAGAUUUGGACCUCCAUAGGAACUCUUUCUAUUCUAGGCCGUUUGGAUUUGGUAGAUGUCGACAAUGUAGCCUGGUGGCUUGCUGAGCGUCAGGUGCCAAACGGUGGUUUAAACGGACGCCCUGACAAGCUCCCGGACGUGUGCUAUUCUUGGUGGGCUCUUUCAUCGCUUGCGAUUCUGGAAAAGACCAACUGGGUGGAUGCGGAAAAGCUGCGAAGCUUUAUUUUGGCUGCUCAAGAUCCUGAUGGUGGCGGCAUUGCAGACCGCGAAGGAGAUGAGGUGGAUGUGUUCCAUACACUUUUCGGAAUCUGUGGACUGAGUUUGUUGGGAUAUGAAAAUUUAGAUGAAGUUGACCCGUCAUAUUGUUUGACAAAGCGAGUUUUGGAAAAAUUACCUCCACCUACAUCGAAAUAG